AAGCGGAGAAGCAAGCCCUCAUGGCAACCGAGAAGCAAAAUGCAAACCCGACAGUGUAUGCCGUCGACUCGAGCGGAACUGAGCGCAAGAAGGAGAGUGACAACGCUGUAGACGAAGACAAUGAUGAUGUCGACCCGUUUGAUGCCCUGGAAGUGUUUGAAAUGCUGAGGCAUUUGAACGACCCCGAACAUCCGUUGACGCUGGAGCAGCUGAAGGUGAUGACGCUUGACAACAUUGUUGUCAACGAUGUGGACAGCCACGUGAAGGUGCAGUUCACGCCCACGAUCCCGCAUUGCAGCAUGGCGACAUUGAUUGGACUGUGUAUCCGUGUCAAGCUGCUGAGGUCGUUGCCAAAGCGCUUCAAGGUGGAUAUUCGCAUCACUCCUGGAGCCCACAUCACGGAAGAUGCUAUCAACAAACAACUUAAUGACAAGGAACGCGUGGCCGCAGCACUCGAGAAUGCGCAUCUUUUGAACGUCGUGGACAAAUGCAUUGCCAACACCGAUGGAUAGGCGGCUGCAUGUACGCGCAAGAAGAGCAUCCGUUGAUUCUUAACUAGAGUGCGCUUGAAAGUAUACUGUGUCCAUGUACAGUACAGUACACACCUACAGUACAAAUAGUACUAUGCCACUACUAGUAUAAUACUAUUAUAG
Molecule: messenger RNA, 653 nt
Organism: Aphanomyces astaci
Lineage: Eukaryota; Oomycota; Saprolegniomycetes; Saprolegniales; Verrucalvaceae
Exons: 4
Coding region: 21-512 (163 amino acids)
Biological process (GO): iron-sulfur cluster assembly
Source: RefSeq, a predicted model, not a curated record